Molecule: messenger RNA, 1695 nt
Organism: Mucor mucedo
Lineage: Eukaryota; Fungi; Mucoromycota; Mucoromycetes; Mucorales; Mucoraceae
Exons: 5
Molecular function (GO): phosphatidylinositol binding; ubiquitin binding; metal ion binding
Source: RefSeq, a predicted model, not a curated record
AUAAACAUAACCUUAUAAAAACAUGUCUUGGUGGGGUCAAAGUCCUUUUGAUGAAGUUGUUGAAAAAGCAACUUCUGAAUUAUUACCUGGAGGUCAAGAAGACCUUGUCUUAAAUUUAGAUAUUAGCGACCAAAUCCGUAGCAAAAAAAUCAAUGCCAAGGAUGCCAUGCAUUCAUUCAAACGUCGCUUAGCACACAAAAACCCCAAUGUUCAAUUAGCCACACUUUCUCUUGUAGACACUUGUGUUAAAAACGGUGGUGAUAUAUUUGUUAGAGAAAUUGCAUCGAGAGAGUUCAUGGAUGAGCUCGUUUCCAUCUUGAAGUCACCUAAUGGAUGCAAUCCUGAUGUAAAGAACAAACUCACUUCGGUUAUUCAAACAUGGGGUUUAGCCAGUAAAAACAAGCCCGUUAUUAGUUACAUGUACGAUACCUAUAGUCUACUCAAAGCCGAAGGAAUCCCAUUUCCUCCUGUCAAUGAAAAUAUCGAUGGUAUCUUGUUAGAAACUUCAGCUGCUCCUGAAUGGUCUGAUUCAGAUGUAUGUGAUAGAUGUCGUACAGCCUUCACUUUAACCAACCGAAAACAUCAUUGUCGUAAAUGUGGAGGUACAUUUUGUAAUAUAUGUUCAGCAAAGACUGUACCUUUACCUCAACUGGGCAUUCAUGAACCGGUACGAGUAUGUGAUGGUUGUUACAUCAAGUUAAAAUUGGAAAAAGUAUCAGGUACCACUCCUCCUGUCCCCCUUCCCAAAACUACGACAUCUACUACCACCGCCACCGCCGCCAGCAGUAACUCAGUUGCUACUUCUGCUGCCGCAGGGUCUGGAGAAGAAUUUGACGAUGAUAUCAAAAAAGCAAUCGAACUUUCAUUAAAGGAAGCGGAGCAACAAAAAACCGGGUAUAGUAAUGGUUAUGUGGCACCUCAACCCAAGACAGUUGCCCCCAUCCCUGCUGCUGCUGCUGCGGCUACGGUGGAAGAGGAUGAUGCGGAUUUAGCUGCAGCCAUUGAAGCUUCUUUACGAGACAUUGAAAUAUCCAAACAUGGAGAUCAUGCCCGACCUCCCAUUGCUUCUGCUGCUGUCAACAAGAAUGAAUUAACACCUGUUGAAAUGGAAAAUAUCUUGUUAUUCUCGACAUUGAUGGAUCGUGUCUAUGCUUCGGGUGGGGAUAUCUCCAAUGAUAGACAGAUCAAUCAAUUGUACACACAAAUCGGUUCUUUGCAACCUAAAUUAGUUGCUAACUUGGAUGAAAUUAUUCGUAAACGUAACACAUUUAUUGAAAUGCAUGAGAAAUUGAAUAUGGCAGUGAAAGCCUAUGAUCGUCUCUUGGAAGAAAGAAUCUCGAGUGUAAAUAGUAGUGCUUAUAUACCUGAACAACAGUAUCAACAACAACCCUUGUAUCAUCAACCUCAACAUACCAUGUAUCCACCUCCCCCUACUGCUGUUGGUGGUACCGUUCAUACGAAUCCCACUGGCAGUAGUGGUGGAGAUCAUUACUAUCAGACAAGUGCUCCACCUCAAGAUCCUUAUUACCCUCCUCCCAAUGACCCUUAUUAUGCUGCUAAUAAUCAAGAUAUGAGCCAUUACUACUCGGCUCCACCUCAUUACCAACAACCUCCACAAGAACAACAACAACAAUAUCAACACCAACCACAACAACAGCAGCAACAUCAACAACAACAACAACAACAACAACAACA